UGUUGCAUCAGUCGCUCUGUAAAGACAAGGUUCAACAGUAGCUUCCACAUACAGUAAACCAAAAUGUCCGAUGUCAAAGUGAACGCUACACAAGCAAAUUAUUACAUGCCUGUUCAACAUGAGGAUGAGGAUGAGGAUCACCUAAGGUGGAAACAAAAGUGCGACGAAUGUUUCGAGAAGCCAUCAUACAAAAUAGAACGUAAGAACAUUUCUGAGUCAUGUCAUGCUACUCGCAUCCUGGGGCGCAGAUACGCUUUGACUACAACGCCUUAUAAGUAUUUGGAGAUUGGACUCAAUGUACAAUCUCGUGUACCCGUCGUGGAAAUAGUCCUCGGUGACAAUCGCGGUAAUCAACUAAUAUUACAUGCAGACACUUGGGGAAAACUGAUGGAAAAUCGUGAUGCUAUACAAUGACUUCUGGAAGCGAGCAAAUCAUCGUAAUUUCCGUUACGGAUUCGAGGUUUAAGAGUGGAAUUGAGCUAAAUGGUUCAAAAAUUGUAAAAUUAACGCUAUCUUCUAAGUGUUUGUAUUUGAAUCCUGCUACCAUGAACACGUUAUUUAUUUAUGAACAUUGCAUUGAUCAUAUAUAUACGCAGUUGUCUGAACAGUCAUAUCUUGUUAGAUCAAAAUUUCAAACUUUUGUAAAAGUUCUUCGAAAAAAAUUUACCGAAAUGUGUUAUGCGGUAAAAGCGAUACGUGAAAGCGCUGGCUUUGACGGUGAAUCACUUAUUGAUUGCAAGCUACU
This is a messenger RNA of Harpegnathos saltator (Jerdon's jumping ant), 745 nucleotides long. RefSeq lists its product as uncharacterized. Lineage: Eukaryota; Metazoa; Arthropoda; Insecta; Hymenoptera; Formicidae. The transcript has 2 exons. The record is from RefSeq and is a predicted model, not a curated record. The coding region runs from base 64 to 414 and encodes 116 amino acids.